GCAGUGGAGGAAGCUGCAGAAGCUGAGCAGGACUGUGGUGUAUUGUCUGGAAGGGCUGCGGGGCUUCCUUCUGGCCCCAAUUCGCAGGCUCUGGGAUGGAUGGUCACUAUCGGCCAGGCCCCGGGGGCCCUGGAGCCCACACAAUCACACAGCACAUAUAGCCACACCCACAGGGUGACAGACACACAGAGCCACGUGAUGUCUUCCGGAGCCCUCAAUCUCACCAAUCUGGGAACCCCCGCAUGCAGCCCCGGGGCCCCUGUGGUGGAUGGGACAAAACGGCCCAGCUGUUCCCUCGAGCCUCACACAGACCCAGACGCACACCCAUGCAGACACCCUGCUCCCACGCGCACUCUGCUCACAUCAGCCGCCCUGCCCGAGCCCAGCAGCAGAUACCUGGGGGGGGAGGGUGGCGAGGGGUGUCUUGUGGUCGCUGUGCCUGGGGGCCUAGCCCCUCAGCCUCCUAGCAGCAUCUUCCCCAAGGGGCCACAUUUCUUAGGAAGGGAAUGUGGUGUCACUGCCUUCCGGACCAUUGCGCCACAGGCCCUUCCGACCACGUGGCUGCCAGGGCUCGGUGGGUGGGUCGGGGGAGGCGGGGAGAGCCGUAAUUACCUGCCCCCGAGAAUAUUCUGGCUCACGGCAUCCCUGGUGGGCCUGACAGAAGUGGCCACUUAUGGGGAGAGGAGAGAGGUGUGAGAGGUCAGCAGAUGCGCUGGCCUUGGGUGAACUGAGCAAGCCCUUCUCCUUCAGUGCCUUUGUUUUUAGUAAAAUGGGGGCCUGGACUAGAAGGCCUCACUCAUCCUUUCCAGAUGGAAGCUUCGGAUGGAAAGGCAGCUUUUCCUGGUUCUGCAGGCAUAGCUCAGAGUGCCAGGCUGCUCCUGAGCCGCAAAGCCUGCCAGAGUCUAACUGCAUGACUGGCUGGGAUCUGUUACAGGUGGGCCCAGGGGCCUGUGGCCAUGGCCGUCCCUUAACCCAGAGGUUUUACGAAGAGCAGCCCCACCAGGGCCCCCGGUGUCAGCUCCUGAGGUUGGCAGGCUUGACUCCAGCUGGGCUCACCACCUCUUCUCAAAGGCCUACUUGGCGAAUUGUAGCCACUGUUUCGGGGGCUGGACAGUGACUUGCUGGGAAGGUAGCGGGGGGUGGGGGCAGCAGGUGCUCCCGUGCAGGUGCAGUGCCCAGCACCACUCUCAACGGCACAAAGGUGUGGACCAUGGAGUUGUGUCCUCCGAGGCCCUCUUGAGCGCCGUCCCCUCUGAAAGCUGCCCACAUGUGGCUUCCUCCCCACAGUCAGGUAACCCAUGCCCUCUCUGCCCCAGGUCUGGUCCUCGGACUCCUGUUCCUGAGCACGGCGGCCAAGGGCAAGUGCUCAGGCAAAUACCACGAACUCCUCCGGCAGCUCCGGCAUCAGGCAGACCACAUGCGGGACACCAGCACACUCCUGGACCCCUAUAUCCGCAUGCAAGGCCUGGACACGCCUGGACUGAAGGAGCACUGCAAGGAUCGCCCUGGGGCCUUCCCCAGCGAGGGCACCCUCAGGGGGUUCAGCAAGCGGGUCUUCCUGCAGACCCUCAACACCACACUGGGCCUUGUCCUGCACAGACUGACCGCUUUACAGCAGGACCUCCCCGAAGCCCAGCACCUGGCGAGGCUGAACAUCCGGGGACUCAGGAGUAACAUCCAUUGCAUGUACCAGCUGCUUCUCGGAUCCUCGGAGGCAGAAACAGCUGAGCCCACUCAGCCAGGCCCCAGGGCCACGCCUCCGCCCACUCCCCCAUCGGACGCAUUCCAGCACAAGCUGAAGGGCUGCAGGUUCUUGCAUGGCUACCACAGCUUCAUGCACUCGGUGGCGCAGGUCCUCCGGGAGUGGGGGGAGAGCCUGGGCCGGAGCCGGAGCAGGAGACACAGCCCCCACCCAGCCCUGCAGAAAGGGGCCCGCAGGAUGCGACCCCUCAGGAGGGACAAGAGACUCAUGCCCAGGGGCCAGCUGCCCCGGUAGCCUUAGGAGCGCCCCUGCCAGGUGAAAGUUCAGCAGGUACUCUGCAGGAUGACACCGCUCCGUUCCCCACCUCUUGGAAGUGCACUUUGAGGGGUGGGAGCUGGGCAGCCCCUCUACCUCCUCUGGUCUGGGGGGCAUGGGGUCCAGCUAUUGAGCCCCCCAGCCCUGAGUUCCUCAGUCCUGGUGGGGUGGCCGGGUCAGGUCCACACGGGGCCAACUUUCCAUUGAUUCAGGGGUCUGAUGACACAGGCUGACUCAUGGCCAGACUGGCUGCCCCCCCAGCUCUGCUCCCCGGAGGCCUGCCGGACUGUCCCUCUCAUGACUUCCUCCUUUCCAUAGUGGCCUCGUUGUAGAGGGGGGUCAGGGCCUGAGGUGGCCUCCUGUGCCUCAUCACCAGUCUCGGGCCAGACCCCUGGAUGUCUGGAUGACCUCACUUUAGGCAGCUGUGAUGGGGCAGUGCGUACAAGAAGGAGCACUGAUUUGGGGGGAUCCAAAAUUGGCCCCUAACUCACUGUGUGGCCUCAGCAAGGUCACUUUACCUCUCUGGACCUCAGUUUUUUUCUUUGUGAUUUGAAGGGUUGGGUACCAUGUAAAUCCCUCUCUGCCUGUCAGUUGCUGGGACUCUGUGACAUAGGGUGGAUAUCAGAUUCUCUGCGGACAUAGAGACGCAUGAUACAAUGGACACUGGUUAACACAGAGCUCUCUGGAGGAAACCUUCUAGCGCCUGGUUGCAGCUGGUCUCUGGUCCCGGCUCCUGGCUGCUCCCCCUGGUGGUGUGUCGUGGUAUUUUCUUAUGCUGAAACCAUUGCUCUCCUGGAGGGGGGUCCCAGAAGCUGCCGGGCUGAUUCCUUGGAAGGACAUGACUAAUUUAUAGAUUUGUUUUUAAUCUGUUUCCUAUUUAUAAGGCUUAUUUAUGAUGUGUAUUUAAUGUUAAUAUUGUGCAACAUAUAUUUAAAACUUGCCUGGUUUCUAAA
This is a messenger RNA of Phacochoerus africanus (Common warthog), 2970 nucleotides long. It is a transcript of the gene OSM, whose product is annotated as oncostatin M. The coding region runs from base 1268 to 1996 and encodes 242 amino acids. The transcript is spliced from 2 exons. Gene Ontology annotation, molecular function: cytokine activity; oncostatin-M receptor binding. Gene Ontology annotation, biological process: oncostatin-M-mediated signaling pathway; immune response. The record is from RefSeq and is a predicted model, not a curated record. Gene Ontology annotation, cellular component: extracellular region. NCBI's taxonomy places the organism in Eukaryota, Metazoa, Chordata, Mammalia, Artiodactyla, Suidae.